AAGUUGGCGCCCGACUCGAGUCCCGUCUAAAAUUAAACAUGGUCUCGCUUUUAAAGGAACAACGUGUUCAAAGAAAGGCAGGUGGAGUGAUGUGUUCAGUAAGUCUGAAAAUGACAGAGGAGAGACUGAGCUGUACAAAAAAGAGCCCAGAGAAGAACCCCUCUAGAGAAAAGAAAGAAAACCAUGGUAGGUCACCUUGGGCACUGCUGUCUUUGUUUUGUAAUAUUUUUUCUAUAUUGCAGGAGUCCCUGAGACUUUUCUUCAACCAAGGAAACAUGCUGGUGUUUGUAAAAUGGGUCAUCAUCAUUUCCUAUGAUGUGUCAUUAUUUGAAAGUAUAUUGGGAUGGACCUAUCAUUACUCAAACAACACUAUGACCUGGAACAAAGCAGAAAACUAUUGCCAGACCUAUUUCACAAACCUGAUGGUAAUUCAGAACUUGGCUGAGAACCACAAUCUCACAGAGAAUUUGCCACAGAAGGAUAAAUACUAUUGGAUUGGACUGCGUAAGGUUAAUAGCUCUUGGACAUGGACUGGAACAAAUGAGACAUUACAGCAUGAAUCCUGGGCAAUCAAUGAACCAAACAAUGUGAAAGACAAUGAAGAUUGUGUAGAGCUCUAUGUCAACCAAGGAAAUAAUCGGGGGAAAUGGAAUGAUGAGAAAUGUAACUCUCCAAAAUAUGCACUUUGCUACAAGGCUCAAUGCGAUGCAACGACAUGCCAGGGCAGAGGAAAGUGCCAUGAAACUUUUAACAAUUACUCAUGCACCUGUGAUCCAGGGUUUACAGGACAACACUGUGAACAUGCUGUUGCUUGCAGUGUUUCUGGAAAGCCACUAGAUGGUACGAUGACCUCUUCAAAUCCCCAAGAAAACGUCUCUGUCCAAUCCUCCUGCAAUUUCAGCUGUCUUGAAUGCUUUAACAUGGAAGGAUCACCUGAAAUAACAUGUAAUUCUUCAGGUGUCUUGAAUACAGAGGAACCAUUUUGCAAAGUGGAAUGCAAACUCUGCAGUCAUGAUGACUACACUGUAAACUGUUCGGGAGGGACAUGGAACUGGACAUGCGCAUUUCGUUGUUCAAAGGGUGUCCUGUUACUGGGGCCAAACAAGAUGACCUGUAACAGUGAAGGCAUCUGGACUGGACAGAGACCUGUAUGCAUAGACUACAAGACUUUUGCAAUGGCUGUCGCUGGAGCUGGCCUCCUCUCAUGUUCCUGUUUUAUCUUUUUUUGCUUCAUGCACCACAGAAAAAGAAGACAGAAGAUUAUCCAGUCAAGGACAGAAGACGAAGGCAGCGUUCAGCCUCAGAGCCAGACUUGAUUUCGGACCUCGGAUGCUAAUCAAACUUACCCUAUUUUUAUUGGAUGUGCUAUUACGCUUCUGAGUUUGGUGAAAAAUUUAUCAAAUAAUGUAUCUUCUGCACUGUAAAUAAGUUCCACAUUUUGUAGGCCUUUGGUCUGGAUAAAUUAAACAUACUGAACUUUGUGCUCAGAACAUGUUAAUAUGGGCAUAAUACAGCAUCAUCCACUCCAUACAGUAGAACAUCCUAACACUUCAGCAACAAUCAGCAGCACUCAUAUUAAACUUGUAAAAAAUGUCACUAUUAAUAUUUUAAAUACAGUUCUUUUUUCAAAUAUAGCAAUUA
This is a messenger RNA of Scleropages formosus (Asian bonytongue), 1641 nucleotides long. RefSeq names its product L-selectin (gene sell). Bases 39 to 1316 code for a protein of 425 amino acids. Lineage: Eukaryota; Metazoa; Chordata; Actinopteri; Osteoglossiformes; Osteoglossidae. The record is from RefSeq and is a predicted model, not a curated record. The transcript has 10 exons.